Beta vulgaris subsp. vulgaris (sugar beet) is the source of this 1195-nucleotide messenger RNA. Its product is annotated as glutathione S-transferase U8. Gene Ontology annotation, cellular component: cytoplasm. The record is from RefSeq and is a predicted model, not a curated record. The transcript has a single exon. Gene Ontology annotation, biological process: glutathione metabolic process. Bases 17 to 685 code for a protein of 222 amino acids. Lineage: Eukaryota; Viridiplantae; Streptophyta; Magnoliopsida; Caryophyllales; Amaranthaceae. Gene Ontology annotation, molecular function: glutathione transferase activity.
GUUAGGGUGUCCAACUAUGAAAAAAAAAACAAUGGCUAAUGAAGAAGUGAAGCUUUUUGGGAGAUGGGCAAGUCCUUUCAGUCACAGAAUUCAAACUGCCCUUAAACUUAAGGGUAUCCCAUAUGAAUACAUAGAAGAAGACUUAACAAAUAAGAGCCCUCAACUCCUUAAGUACAAUCCUAUUCACAAAAAGAUCCCAGUUUUGGUUCAUAAUGGUAAACCAAUAGUAGAGUCACUUAUUAUCCUUAAAUACAUUGAUGAAACAUGGGAAUUAUUCCCACUUUUGCCUAAUGAUCCUUGGGAAAAAGCUAAUGCCUUAUUCUGGGCAAUAUUUAUAGAUGAGAAACUGUUUCGAGCUCGAAAAAUGGCCUUAUGGGGUGAUGAAAAAGAGAGUAAAGAAGCCAUGGAAGAAACAUUUGAGUGCUUAAGAUGGCUUGAAAAUGAGCUUAAGGUUAAGAAAAGUAAGUUUUUUGGAGGUGAAUGUAUUGGGUUUGUUGAUAUAGUUGCUAAUGGGAUAGGAUUUUGGGUUGGGGUGCAAGAAGAAGUCACAAAUAAAAGGAUGUUGGUUCAAGAAAGAUUUCCUCUUUUGUGGGAUUGGGCUCAGGAUUUUGUUAGUUGUGAUGCUGUAAAGGAAUGUUUACCUCCUAGGGAAAAGUUACUUGCUUUGUACCAAGCUCGUGUUUAAGCGGACAUUGCUACACAUACCCACCGGGUAGACAACCCACUACUAAUAGAGGAUUAAAAAGGUAUUAAUUAUGUUGAGUUGGAUUUCAUUAUCACAAUCCUCAACAAGUCUUUAUUAAUGAUGGGUAGACAGUUUUUUCCUGUUUAAGCUACUUUGUUAUUGACGUCAAAUAUUAAAUAACAGUUAAUGAUUAAGUUAAGCCAAGAAUAAUCAAGAGUUCUGCAAAUGAAUGAAAAUUAUUGAAGCAAAGCAUGUAUGUUUGUUCAUAUACAAUAUGUGUUUGUAUGUGGACUUUUUCUUUCUCAAAUUGUUUACUCCCAAGUUUCUAUAUUGCUUGAUGUUUUACUGAAACAUCAAGGGAUACAGAUCAUUUACUUAGGAAAUGUAAUCUUAGGCUUCUUUUAAUCAAUUAGGGCAUCUUUAAUAGCAAAUAAUUAUAUCAUUUAAUUUGACAUGCCACUUCAAAUUUCCGAGCAACAACAUUCUCUAAGUUAUUGUAUAUUUUUCCAA